AUGUGGAAACUCCCCUACCUUCCAGUGAAGUUCGAUCCUACUGAAUUAAUAGGUUCCCUGAAGCCAAUGGCUCCUUUGGAGGAGGUGGUAUACCUCCAUUUUCUAUGUGAAGUGUGGCGACACCAAUCUGCUCGCGGGCCUGCUCCCUGGCCCCGUCGGAGCGGAAAAGGUGGAAGAUCGAAUUGCGAUGACGAAGCGUUCGAUGGUGCCGUCCUCGGGUACAAGAUGGAGAAUAUUGAUUAUGGCACCGAACUUGCCAACGGGGAGCACAUAAGGAUAGCGAGAGGGGGAGAUGGGGCAAUUAUGGCACGCAUGAUUGUGCGAGUGAAGGGCGUUAAGUGA
Molecule: messenger RNA, 342 nt
Organism: Histoplasma capsulatum G186AR
Lineage: Eukaryota; Fungi; Ascomycota; Eurotiomycetes; Onygenales; Ajellomycetaceae
Exons: 2
Coding region: 1-342 (113 amino acids)
Source: RefSeq, a predicted model, not a curated record